This is a messenger RNA of Colletotrichum acutatum, 768 nucleotides long. RefSeq lists its product as uncharacterized. Bases 387 to 566 code for a protein of 59 amino acids. The record is from RefSeq and is a predicted model, not a curated record. Lineage: Eukaryota; Fungi; Ascomycota; Sordariomycetes; Glomerellales; Glomerellaceae. The transcript has a single exon.
CUUGUGUCGUGUGUCGUUCCAGCAAGGCGAGGCAGGUCCCAGGUUGACGUGAACCACCAGGACGCCAGAAGCUCAAGGUAUCUGUAGUUCACAGGCGUAGGAGAGUCAAUGCUAAAUUUAGCGAGACUUGUCGUUGACUAGGUGCCGUUCAUCGAUCGGGAUUCCGCCUCCAACAAUGUAAUAAUAUCCGUCAGCUUACACAGCACAGUACUCUGUAGAGAGGCAGAGGAAACGAAGGAGCUGGUCGGCUGUUAGUCUGGCCCUUCUGAUCAGCGGCCAAGCUCUGGAACCCCCAACCCCCCUCACAGCUCGCAGCGUGUGGCUCAACGACAACCCUGCUGUUAUGUUAGUGUAGCGCCAGGCUCGGUGUUGGAGAUCAGCAGAAGAUGAGGAUGGCGAUGAGCCGCGUUGGACCGUUGAAAUCGAGCGAAGAAGGUCGAUCAAUACUUCCAGCGAUGAAGAGUAUACCUGGAAAAUUCGGGUUAGACGCGAUGCCACCGUGGUACACUGUAGGGUUGAGUUGUAGUCAGUGGUCGUCGAUCGAACGUCUCACGGAGACUUUGUGAUAUUGGGGUACGGAUAGUACCCUGCCAAGUAUUAGAUGCGCCGGAGCUUUGUGAGAGGAAAUCAAUCUCCAGGAAAGGAGGCUAGUAGGGGGUAGGAUUGUGUCUGCAGGGACCGAUCCAGUGGCAGACUGUCAUGGCAAGCCAUACGAUUGCAAUUGAUGAUGGCAGUGAGCGUGUGAUAGCUGGUAAGCAGUAAGGUACG